GACCGCGACAAACUCACGAAGUUGCCAUUUUCUAGUAAAUACACUAUCAUUUUCUAUCUAGUAAUGCUACGGCUGUUGUCGAGGCGUGCGCCUGCGACGGGGCAACUCGGAAAGGUUGCUCGCGGUGGUUCUUCUCAACAUAAAGCAGGCCGCCGGUCGAUAGCAUCGACGUCUGCCCGUCAGGCGGAUAUUACUUUAACGGUGGAUGGGAAAGAGGUGACUGUUCCACAGGGUACUGCCUUGAUUCAGGCAUGCGAAGCUGCUGGUGCGGUUAUACCUCGAUUUUGCUACCACGACAGACUUGCUAUUGCUGGUAACUGCCGUAUGUGUCUGGUGGAAGUGGAGCGGUCCCCGAAGCCCGUCGCAUCAUGCGCCAUGCCUGCCAUGCCUGGUUCCAAGGUCUGGACAAACACGCCGCUGGUUCACGAAGCUCGUGAGGGCGUCAUGGAAUUCCUCCUUGCAAACCACCCACUCGAUUGUCCGAUCUGUGACCAAGGUGGUGAAUGUGACUUGCAAGAUCAGGCCAUGCGCUAUGGCUCGGACCGUACGCGUUUCCACGAGAUUACUGGUAAACGAGCCGUCGAAGACAAGGACCUGGGCCCUCUUGUGAAGACCUCGAUGAAUCGCUGUAUCCAGUGUACACGUUGCGUCCGUUUUGCGAAUGAGGUUGCUGGUGUCGAAGAGCUGGGAACGACCGGUCGAGGAAACGAUUUGCAGAUUGGAAUGUAUGUGGAGAAGACCAUGGACUCUGAGUUGUCAGGCAACGUCGUCGACCUGUGUCCAGUCGGUGCAUUGACCAGCAAGCCUUACGCCUUCCAUGCACGCCCAUGGGAGUUGAAAAAUACGGAGUCGAUCGACGUCAUGGACGCGCUCGGCUCUAACAUCCGUGUCGAUUCUCGGGGUGUCCAGGUCAUGCGGAUACAGCCUCGCACGAACGACGACGUCAAUGAAGAGUGGAUCAGCGACAAGACGCGUUAUGCGUACGAUGGGUUGAGGUUCCAGAGGUUGACGACUCCGCUCAUCAAGCGGGGCGAACGCUUUGUGCCUGCGACGUGGGAGGAAGCUCUGCAGGCUAUAGCAGACGGUUUGGCUUCGUCUGGAGCGAAGGACGAUGAGAUUCAGGCUGUCGCUGGUCACUUGGCAGACACGGAAUCACUCGUUGCUCUGAAAGACCUCCUCAACCGGCUAGGCUCGGACAACUUUGCUCUCGACCAGCCCAACGGCAAUGCUCCUCCAGUACACGGUGUUGACGUGCGCUCGAAUUACCUUUUCAGUAGCACGAUUCCUGGUUUGGAAGAGGCGGACCUAAUCUUACUCGUCGGUACGAACCCCCGCCACGAGGCUGCUGUUCUCAAUUCUCGCAUAAGGAAGAGCUGGCUACAUACCCCUCUAGAAGUUGGUCUUAUCGGUGAACGUGUGGAUACUGCCUAUGGUUACGAAUACCUAGGUCCCGAUGCUAAAGCCCUUGCUGAAUUCAUAGCUGGCAAGGGGCCCUUUGCAGCGAAAUUCAAAUCUGCAAAAAAACCACUGAUUAUUGUUGGAAGCGCACUUGCUGAACAUCCUGAUGGUGCUGCUGCUUAUAAUGCCCUUGCAAAGUUCGUGGAGAAGAACAAGAACACGUUCGUUACCCCUGACUGGAAUGGGUUCUCUGUACUUCACAGAGUUGCAUCUAGACCUGCCGCGUAUGAAAUCGGAUUCGUACCCUCGAAGAAGGCUUCUACGACGAAGCCCAAAUUCAUAUAUCUCUUGAAUGCAGACGAAGUAGACCCCAAAUCUAUUCCUAGUGAUGCAUUCGUCGUCUACCAGGGCCAUCACGGCGACUUGGGAGCAUCGUUGGCGGAUGUAUGCUUGCCUGGUGCAGCCUACACGGAGAAAUCCACGACGUGGGUAAAUACCGAAGGUCGUGCACAGUUGGGACGGGCUGCGGUGCCACCACCAGGUGCUUCGAGGGAAGAUUGGAAGAUUAUUCGCGCUCUUUCAGAAGUCCUUGGUACCCCUUUGCCCUACGAUGACGUACUGACGUUGAGAGACCGUAUGUGGGAGAUCUCACCCACUCUGGUAAGAUAUGACGUGACGGAACGGACUUCUGCGGAUCUUGCACUGUCUGGGUUGAAGACUCUCGCCGAGGCGACUUCAGCCGCUAAAGCGACAGGCAAGCCAUUCACGAAGCCCGUCUCUAACUUCUAUCAGACAGACCCUAUCUCUCGAGCGUCUGUUACGAUGGCUCAAUGUACACGUGCGUUCGCCGUGGGUGAAAACUAUGGUUUCAGCGAGCCGAAGACUGCCUCUGAGGUGGCGACGGCGCACGCCUAAAGGGAAGACCGAAUGUAUAUACGUUAUUUACUCGGGUUGCGCAUGCACUUUUUUUAUCCGCCACGCUCGUUGUGCAUCACUCGUAGUAUGGCAUAGUAGAUCGACCGACUCAGUAAUGGGUUAGUCUCCCCUAGUCAAACCAAAGACCCGACGGAAGCUAGCCGUUUUCUCCCGAUUGCAGUGAGUGUUGUAGUACCGGAAGCUCUUCGGUUUUUCACAUGCUUUUCUCGCGACGGGAAUCAUGCC
This is a messenger RNA of Pisolithus orientalis, 2559 nucleotides long. RefSeq names its product Ndufs1, NADH-ubiquinone oxidoreductase 75kD subunit (775). Gene Ontology annotation, cellular component: membrane. The record is from RefSeq and is a predicted model, not a curated record. Gene Ontology annotation, biological process: ATP synthesis coupled electron transport. Bases 64 to 2313 code for a protein of 749 amino acids. Gene Ontology annotation, molecular function: iron-sulfur cluster binding; NADH dehydrogenase (ubiquinone) activity. The transcript is spliced from 13 exons. NCBI's taxonomy places the organism in Eukaryota, Fungi, Basidiomycota, Agaricomycetes, Boletales, Pisolithaceae.